Oncorhynchus tshawytscha (Chinook salmon) is the source of this 894-nucleotide messenger RNA. RefSeq names its product FHF complex subunit HOOK interacting protein 1A-like. The record is from RefSeq and is a predicted model, not a curated record. The transcript is spliced from 3 exons. NCBI's taxonomy places the organism in Eukaryota, Metazoa, Chordata, Actinopteri, Salmoniformes, Salmonidae. The annotation marks the transcript as partial.
GGUACAGUGUCUCUGGCUUUGUUCCGAACUCUCAUUGGUCUGUUCUGUGAAGACGUCAUGCUUCAGCUCAUACUCAGGUAUCUGAUCCCGUGUACACACCUGUGUGUGAGAGAACGCCGCUCUCUGAAGGACAGAGAUGCCUACUCUUCAUCAGCUGUUAAAUUCCUCUUCCUCACUCCCUCCUGGUGCCCCCUGCGCCUCGGAGCCGUACACACUCACACCCAACACAUCCACUGGGCCAUGGGGAAUGACGUUCCCAUGUCAGAGGGUGACAGUGUUGGUUACUCCAGGAUCUGCAGGACAGACCUCCUGAUGAAUGUCAACUAUCUCCAGUACCUCUGGGAUGCUAGAGUUGGGAUCGCUGCAUCGCUCCAGGCCUGUCUGGUCUGGUCUGGUCCCUAUGACGGGGAAAAGCCUGCAGCUCGAGAGGAGGAAGACGGGGAAGAGAGAGAGCAAGAGAUAGAGGAGAAGACGGAUCAAACCUUUAACUGGACUUCAUCUCCCAGCCCUCCCCUCACCUCCCCCCCUGUAACCAUGGGAAACCAACAUAGAGGGGGAGACGGAGGGAGGGGGAGUGUGGUUGAGUUGGAGUGGGAUGAUAGUUAUGAGUGGGAUGAUAGUGCCCUCCCCUCCUCCUCCCUCCCCCUUACCCCCCCAGUACAUAUUGAAACCCCUCAGCAUAUUCAGGAGAUGAGACGUUCGGCCAUAAUGUUGAUCCAAGGCUCCUACGUAGAGGAGUCAGACUUUCAGGACGAUGUGUUGGUCUAUAACCUCAUAGCACAGAAAGACGAGGUGGAAUACAAACCUGACCGCAGGACUCCACAGACCAGGAAACCAGUUGUUACCUCGCUCGUUUACAGACAUGGAACGCAUAGACGAGAGGAAGAGGGGGUG